GUGUAGCCGGAGCUCGGAGCGCUGUGGUUGUGUAGUGGCAGCAGCUGUCUCUGGGGGAGUGGUAAACGGCGUCUCUGGGAGUGGCUGUGGUCCUUCCCAUGUUAUUGCCAGGGAGCAGUGCCAGUAGGAGAUCCGGAGUGCUUCAACACUUAAAAACUACAAACUGUGACCGUUGGGCAGAAGGCUUAGCUGCACCCACGUUUUUUUUUUCUUACAAAAAAAAACAAAAAACUCUACUCUACUCUCGCAAGGGCAGCUUUUUUUGCCCCCUUGUAUUCCUUUUUCAUUUUUUUUUUCUUUUCUUGUUACUUUUACAAAACCUCGUUGUUGCUAAUGUAAUUAUUAAUCCUCAACUUUAUCCUUUACCACUGAAAAAAAAGACGAGAAAAAAAGAAAGGAGUGCGAGUGGUGGCAGAUCCUCCCCCCAUAUCCUGGCGAGUUUGUUCUUUUCUUUUUUUAAUUUUUUUUAUUUAUCAGCACCCUACAUCACGCUGUGUAUGUGUGCAGUGGGUGAAGCUUGCUUUUUUGCAGCCUUCUUUAUCAGUGCCGGUCGCGUGGCUUCUUUGUGUACGGCAGCUGCUCCCAAAUGCAUGGGCAAACACAGCGGCUUGGCACGACUUGAGGGCUUUAAAAUACAACAACACCAGCCCUGAAGAAACAGCUACUUAUAUCACCGGAGACCGAGCGACCUAGUUUACCUGUAUAACCGAGUUCUGAAACUACUGUAAAAAGGGGGAUUUUACUAAACGCAUCUCUAUCUCCACAGCUUUAGAUCACACAGCGACUGGAGCAGCAUACCUAGCACUCACUUGAAUGUGGAUAUAAUAAGAACGAAGAAACAAGAAAAGAGAGAAAGCACUCGUGAAAACCACAGUUACUCAGAUUUUCACAUUACUGUAUCCAAAAAAAAAAAAAAAAAAAAAAAGAAAAUCAUGGAUGUACGGUUUUAUCCAGCUGCUGCUGGGACCGCUAUACCAGGAGAGCCUCCUAACCUGGAUUUUUCCCAGUGCCUAGGGUACUACAACUAUAAUAAGUUUGGGAACAAUAACAACUACAUGAACAUGGCGGAAGCAAAUAAUGCGUUCCUUGCAGCUAGUGAGCAGACGUUCCAUACCCCUAGCCUGGGUGAUGAGGAGUUUGAGAUCCCCCCCAUCACCCCACCUCCGGAGACGGAGCACGGGCUCAGCAUGGCUGAUGGGGCGUCCCACUUCCCAGGCAUGCCCGGCCCUCUGGCCACGCAUGGAAACGAGUUCACACCCCAGUUCCCCCCUCAGAGCCUCGAGCUGCCUUCUAUUACAAUAUCUCGCAACCUCCUGGAGCAGGAACGGGUUCUCCUGAACAAUGGACUGCCAGGGAACCUUGGCCACCUCCACAGCCACCACUAUCGCCAUAGCCCUGCCAUGGUCAUCAGGUCUGUCGGCAUGAACAGUGCUUCAGCAGCGAUGAUGUCACGGAAUCAGCUGACCACCAUCAACCAAUCUCAGCUGAGUGCACAGCUGGGUUUAAAUCUGGGGGGCCCAAACAUGCCACACACCUCCCCCUCCCCACCAGCCAGCAAAUCUGCAACCCCCUCCCCUUCGAGCUCCAUCAACGAGGAGGAUGCAGAGGAAGGGAACCGGGUUAUCGGGGAGAAAAGACCGGCCCCGGAUUCCGUGAAGAAGCCCAAGACGCCGAAAAAGAAGAAGAAGAAAGACCCCAACGAGCCACAGAAACCCGUGUCUGCAUAUGCCCUGUUCUUCAGGGACACGCAGGCUGCUAUCAAAGGGCAGAACCCCAACGCCACCUUCGGGGAAGUGUCCAAGAUCGUGGCCUCCAUGUGGGACAGCCUGGGAGAAGAGCAGAAGCAGGCCUAUAAAAGUAAAACUGAAGCUGCCAAAAAAGAAUACCUAAAAGCUCUCGCUGCCUACAGAGCGAGCCUUGUGUCAAAGGCUGCUGCGGAGUCAGCCGAGGCGCAGACCAUCCGCUCCGUCCAGCAGACCCUGGCGUCCACCAACCUCUCUCCGUCUCUCCUCCUGAACUCCUCCCUGUCGCAGCACGCCGCUGUGUCGGCCGCGGCCCUAGCACUUCAGCAGGGCCUUCCCAGGGCCAUCGCUCCCAAACCGCUGCAGAUGAGGCUGUCGGGCAACCAGAUCAUCUCCUCGGUUAGCGGCGCGCCUCCCAACAACAUGCCGUCCAGCAUCUCCACCUCCUUGAUGAGCCAGAUGGGGGCACCGAUGGUGGCGACGCCUACCGCCGCUUCUCAGAUAAGCCCCCCCAUGGGGAGCCCCCAGCAGCACCAGAUGCAACACCUGCAACAGCAGCAGCAGCAGCAGCAGCAGCAGCAGCAGAUGCAGCAGCACAUGCAACACCAGCAGCUGCAGCAGCAGCAGUUGCACCAUCAGCAGAUUCAGCAGCAGAUGCAGCAGCAGCAUUUUCAGCAUCACCUCCAGCAACAGCUGCAGCAGCACCAGCAACACCAGCACCACAUGCAGCAGCAGCAGCAGAUCCAGCAGCAGCAGAUCCAGCAGCAACAGCAGAUUCAACACAUGCAGAUGCAUCAGCAGCAAAUGCAUCAGCAGCAAAUGCUUCAGCAGCAUCAGCAUCAGCAAUCCCUGCCGUCUCCCCCCCAGCACUCCCCUGGAACACCGCAAUCAGUAGGGGGCUCAACGCAGAUAAACACAGCAGCACUGGGCAGCCCGCAGCCAACCGUGCAGCAGCAGCAGCAUCAGCAGUCCCAAAUACAAGCGCAGGCCCAGUCUCAAGUGUUAUCGCAGCAGGUCAGUAUCUUCUAAGCCAAAACAUUUUUUAAUAAAUAAAUAUAUGAAAGAAGAAAAAUAAAAGCAUCAGCCGGGUUGCUUUUCUAAGUUGCACUUAAGAAGUGUGUAAGUUUUACAGAGAACUGUCCACUGUUGUCGACAGAUACUGUAUGCAGGGAUGCAUAAUGGAACAAAUAGGGAACCAGAUUGUGUCUAUAAAAUAGGCAGCCUAUAGAAACUGCGGGUGUGUUAUGUUUUCACCCCAGUGUUUGGGUAACAACUCUGGCACGCCACAAAGAUGAUGUGCUGUGAUGUUCACUGGGAGACUCAUUCUUAUUGAUGAUGAAGCAUUAUUUACAAGGGUGUUGGUAACAAUUCUGCUAAACUGGACUGGACUGUUACAAUGAGUUUGGACAAUCACGCCUCAAGAAGAGAACACGCCAUCAAAGACAAGCAGGAGCUGUGACUAGCGUGUAGGUGGUACACUGUUUUAAUCCAACGAAAUGCGUCGCACCAUCAAACAAAAUGCAUGGAAACUGGAGUUUUUAUUUAUAUGCCAGUAUGUUGUACAGGUGAUAUCAACAUUCUAGACGCCAGCAUUGCUUAAUAGAUGUUGUUAUAACUCCCCCUGCAUUGGUCCUCAUUCCAUUCUUCUCUUGCACUGAAGCACAGUGUCUGUUCAUAGCCUUGCAGGAGGUCAAAAGAAGAACACUAUGUGCAGUUGUACAGCCAGGUGGAACCAUGGACAGACAAGGCUGACCUUUGAGGCCAUUGAAGUCAUUCUGUGUGUUUUAAAAUGUGAUGUGAAUCUACUGUAGGUGACCGGGGGGGAUGGGUAAGACGCUGCCCAUUUCCAAGUAAAGUAUUCUCAAGCUCAUUCAGAAUGCAUACAUGUCAUCGCAGCCAGGCACACCCUCUUGGUUUUUUAUUUUUUUAUUUUGUGUAAAUGUGAAUAUUUUACGGUAUGUGUAAACUAUAGACACUAGGCUGAUGGUUUCAUGAUAAGUGUAUUUUUUAAAACCAGAUGGUCAUUUGUUAAAUAAAAAAAAUAAAUACAAACUGUAGAAAGACAUUUUGAUGCCCUGUAUAUUCCAAUUUAAAUAAACAAUGGGAUAAUUCAGUGCCAA
Messenger RNA from Acipenser ruthenus (sterlet), 3862 nucleotides. RefSeq names its product TOX high mobility group box family member 3-like. Bases 933 to 2771 code for a protein of 612 amino acids. The transcript is spliced from 7 exons. Gene Ontology annotation, biological process: regulation of transcription by RNA polymerase II. Gene Ontology annotation, molecular function: chromatin DNA binding. Lineage: Eukaryota; Metazoa; Chordata; Actinopteri; Acipenseriformes; Acipenseridae. Gene Ontology annotation, cellular component: nucleus. The record is from RefSeq and is a predicted model, not a curated record.